AUGGACGGCAUCACGCAGACUAAACGAGAUGUCGAGACAUUGGAAUUUGUGAAGCCUGGGCCAUUGCAACAGCUUCCACUUCCACGAGAACUAGUUCACCUUGAGGGUGAGGGUAUCGAAAAACUUGAAGCAAGUCUUGUCCGAAGGCUUGAUAGCUGUCUCCUCCCUGCGGUUGUGAUCCUCUUUCUCAUGAACAUCUUGGACCGGAACAACAUUGCCAAUGCUAAGAUUGCAGGAUUACCCGAUACGCUUGGCAUAUCGAAUACACAGUACAACACCUGCUUGAUGAUCUUCUAUGUCGGAUGUGAGUGGAGUCGUGGAGAAAUAGCAUACAUCCUUGCAAUUCAUCUUCACAUCAUAACGCAGAUUCCGUCUAAUCUCAUCAUAACCAAGGUCAGACCGUCACUAUACAUCGGAUUUGUUACAGCAGCCUGGGGAAUUGUUUCUAUGUGCCAAGCCUUCACGCGCAACUUCACGGGUCUUCUGGUCUGUCGACUUGUACUUGGACUGGUAGAAGGGCCCUUUUUACCUGGUGUGUUCUUCUUGAUGUCUUGCUGGUAUAAGCGAUCAGAACUCCCGCCUCGAAUUGCCCUCCUCUACGGUGCCAAUAUGCUGGCAAGUGCAUUUGGGGGUCUGAUAGCUGCGGGAAUUGUGGCACGAAUGGAAGGAAAGCUGGGUAGGCCGGCUUGGGUAAAUUGCGCCUGGUUCCUCCUGGCUCUGGGUGGUAUGCUUACAUUGAUAGGAAUGGCUUUUCAUUAUCGAGGGGUCAAUGACUAUUGCGAUUGCACUUCUGGUGAUCCCGACUGGAGACUGCAGAACGAAAAUGCUGGUAUCACAGACAAUGACCCCCAAUCACUGAUCUGGGGACUCAAGCAAGCCUUCAUCGAUCCGAAGCUGUAUAUGUUUGUCGUACUACAGAUGUCUCUUAUUACAGCACAAUCUUUCAACAACUUUUUCCCUUCGAUUGUCGGCACACUAGGAUAUGAUGACACUAUAACACUGCUACUCACAGCACCACCCUAUGCAUUUGCAUUCAUCUGCUCCCUCAUCAUAUCUUUCCACGCAGCACAUAAGCAAGAGCGAGGGUAUCACAUUGCUAUUCCACUGGCCUUUGCUCUCCUUGGAAAUUUACUGGCAAUGUUUGUACCCACGACGGGCGGUCGGUACUUUAGCAUGUUUCUCAUGACUGCUGGCUCGUAUUCACCUUAUAACCUGUGUGUAUCAUGGCUGAGCUCUACCUUACCUCGACCAAAAGCCAAGCGGGCAACAUCGCUGGCACUAGUCAACUUGAUGGGCGCCGGUGUGGCCCACUUCUAUACAUCGUACAUGUUCCCAGAUUCGCAAAAGCCAAGAUACUACGCGGGUGGCGGCGUCAUGAGCGGGGCCUGUUUGGUUUGUGCAGUCACAGCUCUUGGGAUCAAGUGGCAUCUGAAGCAGCAAAAUGCAGAGUUGGAGAAGGCAGAAUUGGAGGAAGGCACAAUGGCGGGACCAGCUCUUGGCCCUGAAGCAGGAAGCCGCCCAGGUGGAAUCGUUUCGUUUCGAUAUGUGCAUUAG
Messenger RNA from Penicillium olsonii, 1554 nucleotides. The record is from the annotation of a GenBank genome assembly. NCBI's taxonomy places the organism in Eukaryota, Fungi, Ascomycota, Eurotiomycetes, Eurotiales, Aspergillaceae.